Messenger RNA from Micropterus salmoides (largemouth bass), 962 nucleotides. Its product is annotated as cytochrome c oxidase subunit 4 isoform 2, mitochondrial. The transcript has 5 exons. The record is from RefSeq and is a predicted model, not a curated record. Gene Ontology annotation, biological process: mitochondrial electron transport, cytochrome c to oxygen. Lineage: Eukaryota; Metazoa; Chordata; Actinopteri; Centrarchiformes; Centrarchidae. Bases 160 to 690 code for a protein of 176 amino acids.
UCCACUCUCUCUUACCCGCCCACCAGUUGAUUCCUGCGUAGUGUUAUGUGGUGAUAAGAGCAGGGAAGAAAGGAAGGCCUAAGCAGCCCUUUUCUUUUUCGAUUUGGUCUUUUGCUGUUGCAUCUUCUAAUCGGGCAGUUUCACUCUCUUGCAACUACCAUGCUCCACCUGACUGCAGGCCGCGUGGGAAGCCUCAUGGCCCGGCGCGCGACACUGGCCUUGACCACCAGCAGCGCGAGGAUGGCGAGCCACGGUCACGAGGUGGCAGAGUCAGUGGACAUGUCUCAGCCAAUGUACUGGGACCGCCGGGACACCCCUCUGCCUGACAAACGCUACAAAGAUGUGCUGACUGGUGCCGACGAGAGCCUGAAACAGAAGGAGAAAGGACCCUGGAGCCAGCUGACCAAAGAGGAGAAGAUUGCCUUGUACCGGCUGACGUUCUGUCAGACCUUCCCAGAGAUGAAGCAGCAGACAGGAGAGUGGAAGACUGUCCUCGGGGGUAUCUUCAUCUUUCUGGGCUUCACUGGCCUGGUGGUCUGGUGGCAGACAGUCUACGUCUACCCUGAGCGCCCCAGGACCUUUGACGAUGACUGGCAGGCCAAACAGCUAAAGAGGAUGUUAGACAUGAGGGUGAACCCCGUCCAUGGCUUCGCAGCCAAGUGGGAUUAUGAGAAGGGCCAGUGGAAGUGAAGACCCGACUGGACUGUGGCAGAGGUGGGGGCAGAGUCCGGACCUUUUCCACUCUCUGAAGCUGCUGUUGAAGUCAGUCUCAAUUUGAAUGUCGCAUUAUAACUUUCAUAACCACUGAAAAAAUGGAGCUUAUUCACUGUCAACAUCUCUGGGAUCAUUUUACUCUGUGCCACCUCUGGCUGUCAGUCAGUAGCCUUGUGUCAUGGUGAUGACCAUGUCCGUGCUGAUGUAACCAUAUUAUUAUAAUAUUAAUAAAAGUUGCUUAUGUCUCA